AUAAUACUGAGAAAAUAAAUAUAUAUACUUUUAUAUAAAGUAAUGAAAAAUAAAGCGCUUGCGCGAGCUUUCGCAGAGGGUGUAUACCCAAGUAUAUAACUUGGCGGUUUUCUACCUCACGCGUCAUUUCAAAUCUCAACAACGCUGAUAGUUGUGGUCGAGGGUACUAGCAAUUAAAAAAUAAAUUACAUGUGACGUGAUAAAUUUCCAUGGAAAAAUAUUUCAUCUCUCCCUGAAGUUCAAAAGCCGGUAAUUAAAUUUUUCGAAAUAUUUUUGUGGGGUUUCAUUCAGCGUUCACACAGUAAAUAAAAAUACAAGUUCUAAUUCUGAAAUCCUUAAUAGUGAUCUGUUAUCAGUUGUGUCAUCUCAGAAAUAAAAUAGUUAGUGGGCAGCACAAAUAUAUAUUUAUAGUAUAUAAUAUUGUGAUCAAAUCGUUAUUUUAGCCAUGGGAAUGAUUAAAUUCUUAUCAAAAGUACUACUAAUGACUUCACUUAUGACCACUGUAACCGUCGCUAGAUAUAUUCCGGCGAAUAAUUACAUACUUUUGGAAAAAUUAAUAAAUCGUUACGAUCCAAGUGUCAUUAAUUAUGAUUACAUUGAAGACGAUCCAGACAAUCAGAUGGCUGCUAAAAAAGAUGCGCUUUUACUGGAAAAAUUAAUGCUGACGCUACAGAAAAAUACGGAGGAGGAUUCUCAAAUGAUGGAUUUCCAGGAUAGAAAAAAUUCAUUACUUGAAGAACCACAGUUUCAGAAACUUAUGAUCAGAAGAAAUAGAUCUGAGAAUCGGAAAACUGGGAUGGAUCUUCAACGACGAGGGCGCAUCAACGGAAGUGUAUACUGGAAAUGUUAUUUUAAUGCCGUCACAUGUUUUUAAAAUAAAAUAUUUUAAAAAUUGACAAAUCUACGAUAAUCCCUAAUUAUAUAAAUAUAUAUAUAAAUAUAUCAGCAUUCUUUUAUUGUCUUUACAUCUUUUGAAAAAAAGCCUAAUGCACAUCUUCGUACUCUUCAUUACUAUUAAAAAUUUGCACUUUAAAUAAAUCUAAAAUCCUUUUUAUUAAUUACUAUUGUAUAAAUUUUACUAUUGUAAAAUAUAGUUUAUUUAUUUAUUGUUAUUAUUAUUAAUAUUAU
Microplitis mediator is the source of this 1128-nucleotide messenger RNA. RefSeq lists its product as uncharacterized. The coding region runs from base 446 to 874 and encodes 142 amino acids. NCBI's taxonomy places the organism in Eukaryota, Metazoa, Arthropoda, Insecta, Hymenoptera, Braconidae. The record is from RefSeq and is a predicted model, not a curated record. The transcript is spliced from 3 exons.